CUCAUCCGCCUCUGCGCGCUAGAUCUCAGCCUCCGGCUCUUCAUCAUGGGCCUAUCCACGAUCUUUCGACGGAAGCGAGGUGAUGCAGCGCCUUCUGAUGCCGGCAAUGUGUCACCUGUCGCCACCACCACGGGCUACCGGGAGGACCAGACAUCCGACUCUGUAUCCAAAGCGGCGUCCGUGAAGGAACAGCCCGUGGAUGAUUUGGAGAAGAGUCAGAAGACCGUCGAGCCCAAUGUGGUCGAAACCGCAGCCGAAGAAGACCCCGAGAUCGCCGCGCUGCCCCUCGAGGUGCGCCAGUUGGUCAGUCUUACUGAUGACCCAACCCUGUACACCAUUACCUUUCGAUACUUCGUUCUCUGUGUGAUAUUCGUCGUACCCGGUGCCUUCUUGUCCAUGAUGAGCCACUUCCGUACCACCGAAGCCCCAUACUCCGUUUUCUUCGUGCAGAUCGCGUGCCACUAUGCGGGUCACUUUCUGGCGCGGGUCCUCCCAGCCUGGGUGAUCCGCGUGCCCUUUACCCGUUGGUCCUUCAGCCUCAACCCGGGCCCGUGGAGCAUCAAGGAACACGUUCUGGUUACCUUGACGGCGGCAUCCGGAGCUACCUACAACUUGGGAUAUACCCCCAUCGCAAUGGCAGAGCUCUACUACGGCGAGAGAGUCAAUCCUGCCGUGGCUAUUUUCUUCAUGUUUGCGAUUGUCUGGAUUGGGUAUGCUUUCGCAGCACUGGCCCGCCAGCUUCUACUAUAUGACCCCAACUUCAUCUGGCCCCAGGCCCUCAUGCAGACUACGUUGUUUGAAACGUUCCGCAAACAGGAUGUUUCAUCCCCCCUCGCGCGGCGACAGAUGAAAGUUUUCUUCCUCUGCUUUCUUGGAAUGACGCUGUGGCAGUUCUUGCCCGAAUACGUCUUUCCGUUUACAUCUUCCCUCGCCUUCUUGUGCUGGGUCGCACCGCAUAACGCUGUGGCCAACUUCCUGGGAUCUGGAUUGGGAGGUAUGGGACUGCUGAAUCUGUCCCUCGACUGGUCAAACAUCAACUGGAACGCUUCUUCGAUCCUUCUUACCCCAUGGUGGACGCAGGUUGUUUUGUUCCUGGCUUUCGUCUUCAAUUGUUGGGUCUUACUCCCAGCCGCGAAAUGGGGAAACCUUGGGUCUUACAAGCACGGCCUUAUGUCUAAUUCUCUGCUGACAGUGAACGGAACGACCUACCCUACCCUCGAGGUAGUUACCUCCGACUAUCAGCUGAACGAGACCGCCUACGCGGAGUACGGUGACAUGUACAUGGGUCUUCAGAACCUCUGGGCGACCUUCUUCGACUAUGCGAAAGUGACUGCAGCAAUCACGUGGAUCUUAACCUUCGGUUUCGUCCAGAUCCGAAACAAUCUGAUGAAAGUUAUUCGGUCGCGGCAGAAAGCGUCGCAGGAGAAGGGACAAAGCAUUAACCACCAGUACCACGAUCGUCUCAAUGUUCUCCAGCGAACCUACAAGGAGAUCCCCCUCUGGUGGUACGUCGCACUUUUCAUGGCUGGUUUUAUCGCUCUGAUCGUGACGAUUGCCUGUGGCUAUCUGUGGAUUCCGAUCUGGACAUUGUUCGUGGCACUGGCGAGUGCCGCCGUUUUGGUGGUUCCGUUUGGAUUUCUGUAUGCCAUUUCGAACUAUCAACUGGCAGUCGGGUCCUUUAAUGAGUUGGUGUAUGGUUACAUGGUCGAAACCCCUGCUGGCAAAAACCAUCGGCACCCCUGCGGACCGUCUACGUACGGAUCGAUUGCCGGCGACGCCUGGUACCGCGCGCAGUAUAUGCUGCAAGACCAGAAGAUCGGUCACUACAUGCAUAUCCCGCCACGCACGGUCUUUUUCUCUCAGAUCUUUGGCACUGUUCUCGGUAUUCCAGUGAACUACGCCGUGAUACGAUGGGUCCUCAACACGAAAGGAGACUAUCUGUCGGGCAAGAAGACAGAUCCGCUGGACCAAUGGUCUGGUCAGUCCUUGAAAUCCUCGAAUACUCUGGGUGUCCAGUAUGCAGUUCUCGGACCUAGCCGACUGUUCAAAGAGCAGGAGAUGAAGCCUCUACCCUGGGCGUUCCUAGUGGGCGCAGUGUUGCCCCCGAUCCUGUACAUUAUGCAUCGCACUCUACCGCGCUGGCUACGCAUUGAUCUAUGGAACGUCAGCAUUUUCUUCUCCGGUUUGUCGGUCUUCUACGGCAACAUCAGCACGGGUUACACAUCGGCGAUCAUCGGCGGGUAUGUUGUCAUGUACUGGGCCUACCGGUAUCGGUUUGAGGUCUGGAAACGCUACAGUUACAUGGUGGCCGCUGCUUUCGAUGCGGGUUUCAACCUGAAUAUGCUGUUGAUCUUCCUGUUCUUUGGCUCGGGAAAGCAAAUUUCCAUGCCUAACUGGUGGGGUAACAACUCUGUCUCGGUGGAACGGUGCUUUGCCUUGGAUUGAUUCUAUGAUCUACUUUAACAAAAGGCCCUUCUCUGCGGCUUCUAGCGUUCAGGCCACCUUCAACCGACGAGGGUGGCUUUUCUGUAUUUAAUGUGUACAUGAACGGGGUUGAGGAAUCGUUCUAGACCGAUUUCCGAACCUUAUGAUAGACGAAAUGCAGUAAUGAUAUCCCC
Messenger RNA from Aspergillus eucalypticola CBS 122712, 2618 nucleotides. Its product is annotated as OPT family oligopeptide transporter. Gene Ontology annotation, biological process: transmembrane transport. The transcript has a single exon. NCBI's taxonomy places the organism in Eukaryota, Fungi, Ascomycota, Eurotiomycetes, Eurotiales, Aspergillaceae. The record is from RefSeq and is a predicted model, not a curated record. Gene Ontology annotation, molecular function: oligopeptide transmembrane transporter activity. The coding region runs from base 46 to 2445 and encodes 799 amino acids.